UUACAAGUCAGCGACAAACGAAGCUACUUUACAAACAUAAAUGUGGCGCAAAUGUUUGAUUUUAUGUGAAAUAAGGACACAUUUUAGCUGUCGGUGCCGUCAGCCCACAGUCUGACAUUUUCAGCGACUUCUCAAGGUUGUUCUGACCCCGUUUUUGAGUCUCGGUCCAUCGUAGUUGUCCCCAGAUCUUUGAAAAUCAUGGAGAAAGUGGGAGCAUAUGAGGUGGUGAAGGAUGAUGUGGAGGUCAGCUACAAUCAAAUAGAAGCAUCCACUCCAAAAAAGAGGAAGAGCAAAUCUCAAGAAGACACUGUUGAAAAACCCAAGAAGCCGCGGUCUGCCUAUCUGUUAUACUACUUUGAUGUUCACCAGACAACCCAACAGGAAGUACCUAAUCUGCCACAGUCUGAGAUCAACAAGCGAAUCAGUGAGAGCUGGAAAAGGCUUAGUGUGGCUGAGAAAGCCUACUACCUGGAGAAGGCCAAGUUUGAGAAGGAGGGCAUAGAUACUUCCUCAGUCAGCCCCUCAAAUGACCUGCCAGGCUUCCGCAAGAUCCUCCCCAGAGCCAGCUAUGUUCUCUUGUCCAAAAGCUGUCAGUCAGAGGUGAGCGUGGAGUCUCUGGACCCUCCAGCAGAAGGAGGCUUGUCCUCCGUCUCCCACACCCAAGAACCCCACUUCACUCAUCUAGGGGUGGCUGGUGAGGUGGAACUUUCUGAUUUGCCCAUCGUUGAUGACGAAGUAGCAGAGGAAACAGCGACGGUGUCUGGCCCCACAACUGUUCAAGGAAUCCCAUCUCCUGUUUCGGUCUCUGUCACUUCCAAAACCCCUGCUUCCACAGAUGCCCAGUUCUCUACUGAUCUUAGAGCAAAUGGGGUCACACUGAAAGAAAUUCAGACAAGAGCUGCUGGUAGUAGUUAUGGUUGGGCGAUGGUGCAGCAUGUACAUAGAGAACCUACUCAGAUGGUUGCCAUCAUACCCUCCCAGAACCUGUUAGAGACAGCUGUGAACUCUUUGGGCCCUCUGAUGAUGCUGUCUGUAGGAGCCAAAGUAGAACAAAGUGCCAAACCUUCAUAUAAAAUGUCUGUGAAGACUUACACCAGGAGAGGUCGAGGGAGGUGUCUAAAUCCUAAAUGUUCAUUUGUGUACGUCACCCGCCACAAGCCACCUACGUGCCCUGAAUGUGGGAGCCGUUUGGGGGGGAAAUGGAUUCCUGCUGCAAAGAAAACGAAAGAGAAAGCAGCAGCAUCAAAGAAGUUUUCACAGAAAGCUGAAACCAAGCCUGAAGAAAGCUGCCAGCCCACACAACUCCCUGCUCAAGGGGAGAAUGCUGAUGUUGGUAAAACAAACACCAGUGGGAGCAAAAAGCAAGCUCAAACUCAGCCGUGCUCCAGGAAGCAGUGUGCAGUUCCAGUCAAAACACCACCAGAGGGCAGAAGCACCACGCAACAGGAAGAAACCAAACAACUGAAAGAUGGUCUUAAAGGCACCACAGUUCAAGGUCAAGACAGAAGCAAUGUCACUGUUCAGAAGAGGCCUGUGAGGCCAAUCCUCCCUGCCUAUUAUAACACAGGCAGUGCCUUGUUACAGAUCAUAACUGUCCCACCUGACAAAGGAAAAUAUCAGACUGCAAACACCAACAAAUCAUCAUCUGCUUCCAGGGAGAGUUUCUCAGGUCUCAAACCCAGCACUUUGAAGCAGCUCGGCCAGACGGUCCCAACAGCCUCACUCAAGCAGGAUUUUGCAGCCUCAGCAGAUGGAGGCCAGACUGUGUCCUCACUGACAGAUGGGAGGAUGAAUUUACUGUCAGUGGUGCCUUUCAAGGAGCGCACUGUCUCUAAAUUUGACUUGGGACUAUCCACAGCGCGAGGCAGGGGUCGGUGUAAAAAUCUGUCCUGUGAUUUUAUGUACAAGAACAGACAUAAACCCGCUGUGUGCCCCAAAUGCGGUUGUGAGCUAACACAGAAGAACACCAAGGGGGCAAAGACUGGGACUCUACUAGAUCCAUAUCAGCCUCUAAGUCCUGCUCAGAAGGACGUCCAGCGACAAAAUACACUGCAGCUACUGCGCCGGUCGGUGCAGAUUCCUGAAAGUGAGUCUGAGCUUCAGGAAACGUUGAACCACAUCCACGAGCUCAAUGGUCUCCAGAUCAUCUUGAUUCAACCAGGGCACCAGGAACAUGAAGACAGUGUAGGGACGGAGACACUGGUCGAGACUGGGUGGCCUCAGUUCUAUGAAUCAGCAGCUUCUCACUGUGGCUUGUGUAACUACCCACUUUUCAAAGGAGGUCAGAGCACCGUUGCAGGACAGAUGGACUGCUGGCUCCUGACUGAGACACUGAUUCAGACAGCUUCUAUCCAGCUCAAAGUGUGUCUCAACGUUCAGUGUCUAGCUCUGCACAGCUUUACCGACCUGCAUCCAGGUUUGUUCAACAUUGGGAAUAAACUUUUGGUGAGCAUUGACCUGUUCCUGAAGAUUAGAGAAAAUAUCAAACUGGGUCACGCUCCCCCUCAGGCCGCCAGGACGACUCUAGACCACAUCCACAAUCAUUCAGUCCAUGCAUUGAGCCCAGAGGAGUUCUCUCAAAUCCAGGAGCUCCUCCUGAGCGGUUACUGGGCCUUUGAAUGUCUGACAAUGCGGGAUUACAACGAUAUGAUCUGUGGGAUUUGUGGUGUCGCUCCCAAGCUGGAGAUAGCGCAACGAUAUGCAAACAACGUGCUGGAGCUCAAGAAUGUGGAGUUUACUUGGCCUGAGUAUUCAGUCUCUGAUGAGGUCCACGUGGAUGAAUUCUGGCUCACCAUGGAGAGUGAGGCCCUCGAGCAGGCAGCUUUCCCCACUGAUAUCCCCAUCACACGUGUGGACGCUUCCAUCAUUGCCCCCUUCAUCCCCCCUCUGAUGAGGAGUCCCACCGUUAUCAACACAGAGAAAGACAAAGCCUUGUCACACACACAGUCGCCCUCAGGAGAUCCAUCCGUUUUGGUGCGUUUCAUUCACGAUGGGCAGCUGAGGCUGGACAAGAUUGAGGAUCACAGCGAGGAUGAGCUGAGAGCAAUUCUGGACAGCUGCGGGGCGAACAUCAUCCCGGGCUCCUCUAAGAAUGAGCUCCUGGCUUCACUGGUCUCCUUGUACAGGCUUGUUCAUACUGGCAUCUCCACCGCACCACAGCCUCCCCCACAACUCACUGCUGGUAAACUGUCAAAGGUCUGCCCACACAAGGUGGUGUGCGGCUCCAAGUACCUGGUGAAAGGAGAGACGGCUCGGGAUCACGUCGACCUGCUGCUGUCCUCGCGCUACUGGCCGCCAGUCUAUGUCAGCGAUUGUGCCAAGCAGGUGGCGCUCUGUACUGACUUACAGUAUCCGGAGCUGGCAACACUGAUGUGGGGCAGAAACCAAGGCUGCUUCUGUGACCCCUUUGAAAAACCAGAGUUUGUGUCCUGCGCUGAGCUACAGGACCAGCCGUACAGCGCUGACCUUUGUUUGGUAGCAGAGAACCAGCAGGUUCAUCCCAUCACCAAGUCUUCGUCUCGCUGGCUGGUUAAUCCGCCUGGAGCAGAGCAGCCUGUGGACCCUCUCGCUCCAGAACACCGCUCAUUGUCCCUCUGCAGAGACCUGGAGCCCUACGUCAGCCUGGUGGCUGAGCUGGAGAAAGAGAAGGAAGAGGAGGAACAGACGGAUAAAGAAUGCACGGAGGAAUCAGAGGACUGUUCCUCUGUGAGCUCUGCACGGUGGAAACCCAUGGUUUUUAACAACACAGCCUAUUACUACCUGUACAACCGCCUGGUAGAUUUCCUCACCAGCAGGGACGUCGUGAACCAGCAGAUCAACCAAGUGGUGAAGGUGUGUCAGCCUGGAGAGGUGGUGAUCAGGGACGCUCUGUACCGGUUAGGAGUGGCAAAGAUUAAGCAAGAAGAAGGAGAAGGAUAUGGAACUGAGGGACAGACACAAGAGGGAGAAACAGAGAUCUAUGAGGUCGUUAUGUCGUAAUAACGUUAGUGAGGAUGCAUAAAACAGCGUAUGGGUUAGCAUAUGGAUAGACUUGUGUGUAAAAGUGGCCGUAAGCAAAGAGAUGGAGUGCAGACUGAGUGCUGCUAGAGGGCCCAGAAGACUGAAAGAGACACAACUCGAACCUCAAGAAUAACUUCGGUAGCAGAAAUUAUGAGAGAAUAUUUUAUUGUUAGUCGUCGACAAACCUUCUUCAUCACAACACUGCCGACGGCUUUUACUCGUGUGAAGCAAAAGACUAAAAUGUUGAAGAAAAAUUCACAUAACAUGAUAUUUAUUUUUUCAGUAAGUCGGUUAAAUACGUGGUCAUGGAGAACAUCAAUGAGCAGACCCAAAUAUUUUUGGAACGGUUCAAUAAAGUGUAUGCAAAUGUGAUUGAAAGAAUGAAAACGAUUAGUUCAUAACUAAGUUAUACAGUACAAUGUCACCAUCAGGAAAAGUUGCGGUUUAGUAUUUAUUGCUAUUUUAUAUUGAGAGACAUUUUUUUUUACCUCUGAUCCUUUUGGAUGGUGAUGAUGGAAUAUUAAUGUGAUGAGGAACCUUGUGGCCUUUUGUUUUAUUUAGCGUCAUCCUCUCUGAGUAGAUGUAUUCAAGGACUCUGUCGGUCUGUUGUCUUGGCUCAUGCCUGUGAACCAUAAACUGAAUUUGGACAUUUUCCUACAACUGUCUGUUGGAGAUGUAUUUGAGAAUACAGAUGUCUAAAUUAAGUCCUGUGCUUGAUCGAGGCUCCACUCUUCACCUUCCUCAAAGCAUCUGAUCCGACUAAGUUCUAGACAUUAUCCAGAUCUUCAUAUCUGAGAGCAUCUGUAAAGAUAGAGGAUUGAUGUCCUGUGAAAUCAUGUCCUGCUUUAGUGUUUUGUGUUUUGCACGUCGACCUGCUGCUGCCGUCGCACUACUCACCGCAGCUCACAGGUUGUGACGGGAAGUGGCAGGUCAAUUUCAUGACGGCCAUAAACCUAAACACAAGAGCGUUUCCUCCUCAUAUCUUGAGCCAAACUACCAACAGUAGUUACUAUCAUUGCUUUAUCAGUCAUGUGAGGCAUUAGAUGCGACUGAUGUCACGGUUGUCUUGAGCGCCGUGGAGCGAAAAGGCUGCCGAUUGUGUAAACGAAGACGACGGACCGCAUCUUGGUCAUUAAAACUUGAGAAUACACAUAAAAUAUUUAUUUUAUGAAGCUCAUAAUGAUUGUCCCGCCAUCGUUACACACUGUGUAGCAGUGUGGCCCCCGUGCUUUUUUUUUCAUGAUCUCAUGUUGUUUCUUCUAACUUUGGACUCCCUAGUAUAAUUUAUUUGUAGACCAAAAUAUCACAUUGACUCUAAUUGUGGGUUCUUUAUUUUUUCCUCAAGCAAAGUCAUCAGGAGCUAUGAAUAAACAGAUUGUGUGAAAAUUUAAAUCCCA
Messenger RNA from Solea solea (common sole), 5396 nucleotides. RefSeq names its product HMG box domain containing 3 (gene hmgxb3). The coding region runs from base 199 to 3978 and encodes 1259 amino acids. The transcript is spliced from 21 exons. The record is from RefSeq and is a predicted model, not a curated record. Lineage: Eukaryota; Metazoa; Chordata; Actinopteri; Pleuronectiformes; Soleidae.